AUGUCACGCACGACGCCGUCGAGCCUGUUGACGCGCGCCACGCCCCCGCUCUCCCCGACGGCCGGCGGCACUCCGAGUCGCCUGGCCGUCGCGCCGGCCUCCCCGUCCACCCCGCAGUGCGCCAUCCCGGCGUCGCCCCACACGCCGGGCAGGGGCAGGGCGAGCGCUCCCACCCCGUCGCCGGCCACGCCGCGCACGCCGCGUCCGGAGAUCACGCUCCGGCAGCCGACGUCGCAGAAGCGCGCGCCCGCCGCCGUCAGGAAGCCGUCGCGCGCGCUCCGCGCGAUCCGCGCGCUGAUCCGGUCGCUGCCCAUCGUCGCGCCCGCGGCGUGCCGCCCGGCGUCCGCGCUCCCGCGCCGCUACACCAAGCCGCACGACGGGCACGGCGGCAGCUGCGGCGCGCGCGUCACCGGCACGUUCUACGGGCACCGCCGCGCGCGCAUCACCCUCGCCGUCCAGGAGCGCCCCGGCAGCCUCCCGUCGCUCGUGCUCGUGAUCGGCGUGCCCACGGGGAAGCUUAUGCAGGAGCUCUCCGCCGGCGGGCACGUCCGCAUCGCCCUCGAGUGCGAGAAGAAGUCCAAGAAGUCGACGCCGCCGGAAGGCGGCGGCAACGUGAGCCUGCUGGAGCAGGCGAUGUGGACGGCGUACGUGAACGGGCGGCGCGUGGGGUACGCGGUGAGGCGGGAGGCCUCGGAGGGUGAUCUCGCCGUGAUGCAGCUCCUGAGUACGGUCUCGGUGGGCGCCGGCGUGCUACCCGGGGACGUGGUGGACGCGCCAACCGGGUCGGAGGCCGACGGCGAGGUGGCGUACAUGCGCGCGGGGUUCGACAGGGUGGUCGGAAGCAAGGACUCGGAGUCGUUCUACAUGAUUAACCCGGAGGGGGGCGCCGGCGGUGGCACGGAGCUCAGCAUAUUUCUUGUCAGGGUGUAG
This is a messenger RNA of Miscanthus lutarioriparius, 930 nucleotides long. Lineage: Eukaryota; Viridiplantae; Streptophyta; Magnoliopsida; Poales; Poaceae. The record is from the annotation of a GenBank genome assembly.